Molecule: messenger RNA, 3780 nt
Organism: Dipodomys ordii (Ord's kangaroo rat)
Lineage: Eukaryota; Metazoa; Chordata; Mammalia; Rodentia; Heteromyidae
Exons: 16
Coding region: 1-3780 (1259 amino acids)
Molecular function (GO): protein binding
Source: RefSeq, a predicted model, not a curated record
AUGUCCUUGAUCCCGAAGCACUUCGGACUGAAAGCCAGAGAAGAAUCAUACCUAUUUAAAGAGCUCGAUAAGAUUCAACAGAAGACCAAGAAGGAUUUUCAAAUAUUGAAGCAGAAGCUGUUGGCCAGGCCAGCCUUAGGUGAGGACAGCUCUGCUCCGGUCCCCGCCCCUGCCCAAAGCCCGGAGAAGCGACGACGAGUUUGUUUGCGAGGACCUGGACCAUCCAAAAAGUCCCUUUCAGGUAAAGGCCUUGGGGGCCUCUGGCUGGAGACGUCCCGGGUCCUGCCUCGGCCCCCGGGCCUGGGCGAAGCACUCCCCCCUAAGAAGGCCCAGCAGUUUCAGCCCCACCAAUUUUACAUGCGGAGCUCCGCCUUCCUGCGACACAAACCACUGAAGAGGCCACCGAUCAUCGCCCCGCAGGUGGGCACGACCAAACCCGUGAUCCUACUGCCGCCCCCGGGAAAGCCAGGGACACGCUGGGCGGAGUCCAGGAGACCCUCCGCUCAAGAAUCCGGCGAGGACGCAGACCAGCUGUCGGAGGAGCGGCGGUCCAUGGACCAGGGGGCCUACAUCAGCAGCCUCGGGGAGGAGGAGGACUCCUCCAAGCAGCGGCGAACCGUGAGGAUUCUCACUCGCUUCACGCGCCAGCGCUCGGACAGCAGCUCGCUCGAUUCCGUCUCCAGGACGGGGCGCCUGGACAGUGGCGCCCUGGGCGAGGCGCAGGAGGCCCGGCGCACGUCCCGGAGCUCGUCCUUGCGCUCGUCCUUGCGCUCGCCCUUGCUCUGGUCCCCGUCCUUGCGAACGUUGCGGCGCUCGUCGACGCGCCAGUCCCAGCGCCCGUCCCUGCGCUUGUCCACGCACCCGUCCUGGCAGCCACAUCGAGUCAUCCCCACGUCCAUCGAGGAGAUCAUCAGCUCGCUGCAGUCCGAGAGCCAGUUGGCCUUCGACCAGACCAUCAAAGAGCUCAUUCAGAGCGUCCUGGGCCAGAACUACGACAUCAAAAUGGAAGUAAGUGGACCAGAGCCGCCGUGGGGGACCGCCCUGGGUCAAUGGCACGCAAAGGUUACCUUACAGAAGGUCACAUUAUACGCACACAUAGACGGUUCAGUUUCUGUAUACACAUUCUGUUGUGCCUACAAAUAUGUCCGUGACACGAUGUCAUACACAACACUCUGUAACUUACUGGAAGUUUGUGUUCGAAUUUUCCUUAGGGAGAGUGUGUCUCUUCUUUGCAAAGCGAAAGAAAUCGAGAGGUUAGACACCACAAGAAAUGCCUGGGAAACUCCCAAGAAGCAUCCACAGGCUGGCGAGCUGGAAUGCUCCCAGUGUUGUGAAUUUUCAGUUAUUUACCGAGUCCUGAAAUUGUCAGACCCUCUUGAAAAUGAACUUGCUUUAAUGGGCCUCAAAUCACCUCAGACAGAAGUAGAAUUGCCUCAGAAGGAAGCAAAGCCAGAGUCAGAGACAAGUGAUGAAGAAACAGAAAAGCUGGAGGUAGAGAUUAGGAGGAUCAAAGUUCGAGGACAGCACAGUAUGGGUGAUGAGCUUACCGAUGCGGUGUCAAGUAUUUUCCAGAUUGAACAGGAAGAUAUUUUAGAUUGGACAGCCGUGGACACAGAAAGCGCCGAAUUUAAAUCUCAAGCAGUAUCGAAAACUCAUCCAGAGGAAGAAUCAGGGAGACCAUUGGAAGAGAUACAUCCUACAGUAGAUGCAUCAGAAUUCUUGCAAAUCAAAGGAGAAGAAAUUAAACCAAUACGGAAAGUGAAAUUUGGAAUUCCAACACCAAGAAAGGCUUUAAAAUCCAGAUGGCGCCAUUACAGACGAACUAAAAAAAUGCUACCGGGCUUCAUCCCUCCUCACAUUCAUGAUCUUUGCAAGACCAUCCCGGCCCAGGAGCUGCCAGUUGAGCUGUACCUGGCUUCUCGUGUGCUCUACACUGCUGACAAGAUGAGUCACAGGAAUAUGCUCCGCACACUUGGGCCGUCUUUCUUAGGUGAUCGGUUUACAGAUGAGCAAAGAGAGAGAAUGCUGCGUGGAAUAUCUGCGAUGGAGGAAAAUGAAGAGGAUAUGGAUGUUUCUCCAGCAGCGCCAACAGAAUCCCCUGAACCUGAACAUAGACUUAGUUGGCAUGCUCAAAAACCACACCUGAGGCUCCUGGGAGAAGAAAGUGUUCGAACAUGUAAACUUUUAACUGAGGAUUUAGUAUCUGAAAGCAAGGAAAGUAUCACAAUAUUAGAAAUUGGUCACAAGGAAAGUAUUAAGAGAGCAAAAUCUUCUCCUGAUUUGUGGAAGGAGGUCACCCAAUUGUUGGACAUAAAAGAUGACACACAAAGCAAUAUGAAAGAGUUGAGACUCCAGAAAGCCAAGGCGUAUGAGGCUCGUCUUUCUCAGGAAGAGCCAUCAGAGGUCUCUGUGAAAAAAAGUAUAAGUGACAUCUUAGAUAACUUGGAGGAAAAUAAAAAAACUUCUUUCGCUCUCAUUGAAGCAUCAAAGAAAGCUGGCAUUAAUUACAUUGUGUAUCCCAGAAAAAAGAAGGUGAAAUGGAAGAAAAAACUGAAAUUCUCCAAACUUAACUUUGUGUAUGAACAGCUAGUCAAGCCUCCACAAAAGCUUGAAAGAUCAUUGUCUCAUGGAAUACUUCCUGGGCAGAAGAAAUUUUUGCUCAGAGUUCCAGUAUAUGAACGUCCAAUCCGAUGUCCCAGCUUACCGUGUUUAUAUUUCAAUGAAUACCUUGCAACAAAGGGAGGACUGAGAAAACUCCAGGAUUCUCCGACGUGGGUUACUAAUAUAUUGAGGGAAGCGCAGCGACCGGAAGCACGCCCAACUGCUGGGAGAGCAGAGAUCCACAAAGUCCUGCCUGAAAAAGUGGCAGAUGCACAAAAAAUAGAACUACGUGAUACUUUGGCAUGUGAUCUUCCACCAGAAGUCAUUAAAUAUUACAAAGCUGAAGUGGCAGCCUUGACUGAAGAAAUACAGAAGAAUAAAACACACCUUGCGUUUGCCUAUUGUAGGCGUGGAGCAAUUUAUAGGAAACUGGGCAAGUUGCUUAGCGCCAUGAAUGACCUGCAAGAAUGUAUUGCUUGUGAUCCUAAAAGAACCGAUGCGUUAUUGAAACGGGGGCUGUUUCACUUUGAAAAUGAGAACUGGACAUCAGCUAUACAGGAUUUUACAUCUUUGUUAAAUAUAAAUCACCUCAAUGCACAAGCAAGGACAUACCGGGGGAGAGCAUAUUUUAAAAGGCAGCUUUAUAGACUAGCAGCCCAAGACUUAUCUGCUGCUAUCCACUUAGAUCCCAAUAAUUGGUUAGCAUUUUAUUAUCGAGCUUGCUUGUUUAGAACGACUAAUAUUUCCAGAGCCCUGCAGGACUACAGCAUUUCAGUUCUCUUAAAUGAUGGCUAUGAGAAUCUUGGAUGUUAUCUACAUCGGGGCAUACUGUAUUCACAUUUGAAACUUUGGAAUUUGGCAAUUUGUGACUUUGAAGCUGUUAUUUCUCUAGAAAGAGCUAUUACUUUGCCUUAUAUAAACAUUGGCCUCAUACAUCUGCUUCACCUGGACAACUACACUCAAGCCAUUUGGAAGUUUUCCGAAGCUAUUAAGAUUGAUUCUUUGAAUAUUCAAAGCUAUCUUUGUAGAGCAGAAGCCUAUCAUAAGUUACAUAACCUGAGUAAGGCAGUAAGGGAGGUAUCUCGUGUUAUUCACCUUCAGCCAGAUGGAAUCCAGUUCUACAUAAUAAGGUAUGAGAGUAGGCAUCGGAUUGUUUGGGGGAUAACAGCAUCUGCAUAA